This is a messenger RNA of Cyanidioschyzon merolae strain 10D, 1497 nucleotides long. Its product is annotated as probable transcriptional adaptor ADA2. The transcript has a single exon. Gene Ontology annotation, cellular component: nucleus. Gene Ontology annotation, biological process: regulation of transcription by RNA polymerase II; chromatin remodeling. The record is from RefSeq and is a predicted model, not a curated record. Bases 1 to 1497 code for a protein of 498 amino acids. Gene Ontology annotation, molecular function: chromatin binding; zinc ion binding; transcription coactivator activity. Lineage: Eukaryota; Rhodophyta; Bangiophyceae; Cyanidiales; Cyanidiaceae.
AUGGACUCCACUGCAGGGCACUCUGCUAGCAGUGACGUUGCGGAUAUCGAUGUGAAACGCUCCCGAAAACGUCGCGGAGGUGCUCGCAAGUCAUCCAAACAACCGGUAACGAGCACUUCAGGCAGAUACCACUGUAACAACUGCGCUCGGGAUAUCUCAGACACCGUCCGCAUUCGAUGUGCGGUCUGCGUCGAGUACGACCUCUGUAUUGACUGUUUCUCCAUCGGAGCAGAAACUGAUGAUCAUCGUUCCAAUCACGAUUACCGAGUUUUGGAGGUCGUAGAUGUGGACGUUUUCGAAGAGAGCUGGACGGGUGCUGAGGAGGAACGUCUCCUCGAAGCGCUCGAAUACUACGGCAUCGGCAACUGGUCCGAUGUUUCGACCAUGAUCGGAGGCGGCAAGAAUGCACGCUACGCAGAACUGCAUUAUACGCGUGUUUACCUGGAGGCCACACCAACAGGAAUCGCGGAUAUCUUUCGUCCAACAUUGCUGCCGCGACCUGCUACCCAAGAAAUUCAAGAGCUACCCGAGCCAGACCCGAAAAGUCUCAAAGUGAUGCACGAGUACACCAUUGAUGAAAUGUCGGGAUACAUGCCGAAGCGUGGUGACUUUAUCUACGAAUGGGAUAACGAAAGGGAGGAAAUCGUGGCAGACAUGGAAAUCGAACGCACGGAAAACGCUCGUGACGUUGAACUCAAGACCCGCGUCAUGGAGAUCUACAAUCACUGCCUCGAUGAGCGGGUCGAGCGCAAACGCUUCGCCCUGGGUUCUGGUUUCUGUGACCUGAAGGCUAAGAGUCGUGUAGAGAAAGCCAUGAGUCCAGAUCUGCGUGACCUCUGGGAGCACUCGAAACCAUUUUUUCGGCAUUCGCUCAACCCUCAAAUUCACGAAGAUCUUCUGUUAGGGAUGCUUCGUGAACGCCAUUUGCGAGAGCGCAUCGAAGCGCUCUAUCAAGCUCGAGUGCAGUUGCAGGCGACGCAGCUGGCAGCGGCAGCAGCGUUUGUGGACGUUUCAAAACUUACCCCAGGGGUCGGUCGUCGACUGUUGCCUUCAGAAGAACUGCUGCAGCGAGUACAUGGUGCGCUCACGGGACCGGAUGCCGAGCAAAUUCGUGAACGCGUGCUGAAAGUGAACGGCAUUGAUCUGUAUGCGUACUGGAAUGGGCAAGUGAGCAGUCUCCGACGCCAGUCUGGACCAGAGCUCUUUUGUACGGAUGGCAUCGAACUCUUGACAAGGAGUGAGACCGAGCUCUGUGCUGGUCUGCGACUUUCGCCGCACCAGUACCUGGUGUGCAAAGAGAUCCUCUUGCGCGAGAACGCUCGCACAGGCGCUGUCCGUCGAAAAGAUGUACGCCUGUUGCUCGGUAUUGACGACAAGAAAGCGUAUCGUAUCUAUGAUCAUCUGUUUGCGCAAAAGCUCAUCGGAGAGGGCGCCUUUCAUCAAUACGAUAGACAAGAGUCGAAUCCGCCGGAUCCCACUGGUGCAGUACCCCACUGA